This is a messenger RNA of Aspergillus ruber CBS 135680, 843 nucleotides long. RefSeq lists its product as uncharacterized. The record is from RefSeq and is a predicted model, not a curated record. The transcript is spliced from 3 exons. The coding region runs from base 60 to 722 and encodes 220 amino acids. NCBI's taxonomy places the organism in Eukaryota, Fungi, Ascomycota, Eurotiomycetes, Eurotiales, Aspergillaceae.
UCCUACUACUCCUACUACUCCUACUACUCCUACUACUCCUAUCUCAGAUUAAGCAGGAUAUGUUCUAUAAGAUCGCCUUGCUCCGUUAUUUGGGAAGGCGCAGAGAAUCUGAUGACUUGACUGCUUUCUCCGGCGAAAUGCCUCCCUUCAAGACUAAAUCAAAGACAAAGUUUACAACCUUUGUCAACCGCGACAAUGAGGAAAACUUCAUUGCUGAAAACUGCAUUGUCAUGGACACCAAGCGCAUUGACGACCAGGGGGGUCAUGGUUCUGAUCAGAAUACAAAUGGGAAGACAAAGGGCAUGCCCGCGUACAGUGAGAGUAUGUCUGACCAAAGCACUCUCAUCCGAAAGACUGAUAGAGAGACUCAGGACCUUGAGCCCUCCUGUGGGUCCGAUCAGGGUGCUGUCACCGAAAGAUAUACUGAUAUAGAGGCCUUCAUGGCCAAAAACGAUGGGAUGGCUGCCUGUACACCAUUUGUCAAAGAUUCGACCGGUGAAUGUAUGGUCCAUUUGAUCCAAGUCACUACCAUAUGCCUUGACCGUUGUCAAAUCACUGGAGUUGGAUCCUAUAUACCGAAUUCUGAUAAAGAUGAGAUCGAGGUGCUUUUCAACUACAGACGCAAAGAUUUUUGGGUGUAUGUCCGGUAUGGCUAUGUUAAGGACCGAGAUGACUUCAACUUAGUUGUACGGGGUGAUAUGGCUAUGUGUGUGCCAAACUAGCUGCUUCCUUUUCCAUUAUUUCUCGUAUUAUGUAUAAAUGGAAAGCCAUCAUGCUCUUUUAACUUGGCCUUGACAACAAUAGUGAUAUUCUGGGCCGUUAGAACCUCAGCUUGAAAAUGUG